AUAAUUUUUCAUUAAAAAAAACGAAGCAAAACAUAAAAUCUGUGUCCUCUCCUCCACCUAAAAGCGUAACACACUGACACAACAUAGUAGCAGCGCCACCAGUUAUUGCCCUUUCCAAAAUCUUCACUUCUCUCCCAGAAGAAAGAAAGAAAUCUGGGAAAAAAAAAAAGCUUUCUUUUCUUCAUCUUCUGCUCUUUUCUUGAAAAAUCGGGUACACAAUGCUUAGAUUGUUCUUCUUCCUUGUUCUUCAGUGUAGGUUCUUUGCAGUUUUUGCGAUUCUUGACCCUGUGGAUUUCUUGGCUUUACAAGCUGUUCGGAAAAGCUUGGAUGAUUUGCCGGGGUCCAACUAUUUUGGUUCCUGGGAUUUUACUUCUGAUCCCUGUGGCUUCGCCGGAGUUUUUUGCGAUGGGGAUAAGGUGGUGGCGUUGAAUCUGGGUGAUCCUAGAGCUGGGUCGCCGGGAUUGACUGGCCGGAUUGAUCCGGCGAUUGGGAAGCUUUCUGGGCUGGCUGAGUUUAGCGUUGUUCCGGGGAGGAUAACCGGUGCAUUGCCGGAAAUCUUGUCGGAGUUGGAGAAUCUCAGGUUUCUUGGAAUCAGCCGGAACUUUCUCUCCGGCUGGAUUCCGUCGGGGCUUGGUAAGCUCCGGGGGUUGCAAACGCUGGAUCUCAGUUACAAUCAAUUCUCCGGGAGUAUCCCUCCGGCCAUCGGAGCGUUGCCGGCAUUGUCCAACGUUAUUCUCUGCCAUAACCGUCUCUCCGGUUCGGUUCCCCGGUUCGUCUCCCAAACUCUAACCCGAGUUGACCUCAAGCACAACGCCCUCUCCGGCCGGCUCCCGGCCAACGCCUUCCCCGAGUCAGUCCAGUACCUCUCGCUGUCAUGGAACCGGCUGACCGGCCCGGUUGACCAGAUCUUAACCCGGCUAAACCGGCUGAACUAUCUCGACCUGAGCUUAAACCUCUUCACCGGCGGCAUUCCGGGAAACAUCUUCAACUUCCCCAUCACAAAUCUCCAACUCCAAAGAAACCAAUUUUCCGGCCCCAUUAAACCCAUCAAUCAGGUCACCAUCCCCACCGUCGAUCUCAGCUUCAACCGUCUCUACGGCGAAAUAUCUCCGCUCCUCUCCACCGUGCAGAAUCUUUACCUCAACAACAAUCAGUUCACCGGCCAGGUCCCGAGAACCAUCGUGGACCGGCUACUCUCUGCCAGUAUUCAGAUUCUAUACUUACAGCACAACUAUCUCACCGGAAUCUCCAUCAACCCGGCGGCGGCGAUUCCGGUGAGCAGCUCACUGUGUUUGCAGUAUAAUUGUAUGGUGCCGCCGGUUCAGAGCCCCUGCCCGUUGCGAGCCGGGCAGCAAAAGACGAGGCCCACACAACAAUGCAUCGGCUGGAAGGGUAAAACAGGGAAUUGACAGCUGCAUCAAGGGCAAAAAGGGAAUUUCGCCUAUAUUAUAGGGUCGGGGUGCAAGAGUCUGGAGCUAGGGAAUUUUACCUUUGUGGACGAGGAAUAGUAUUUUCAUUAUUAUUAUUAUUAUUGAUUUUUUUUUCAAGAUGAUAUUUAUUUAUUAAAUUUUGUAAAAUUAUGUCAUAAACAAAAAUGUGCAUAAAUUGAUUAUGGAUUUUUUAAGGGAAGUUUCUGUCUUUUUU
This is a messenger RNA of Ipomoea nil (Japanese morning glory), 1644 nucleotides long. RefSeq names its product LRR receptor-like serine/threonine-protein kinase ERL1. The coding region runs from base 219 to 1409 and encodes 396 amino acids. NCBI's taxonomy places the organism in Eukaryota, Viridiplantae, Streptophyta, Magnoliopsida, Solanales, Convolvulaceae. Gene Ontology annotation, molecular function: protein binding. The transcript has a single exon. The record is from RefSeq and is a predicted model, not a curated record.